Paramecium tetraurelia is the source of this 1155-nucleotide messenger RNA. RefSeq lists its product as uncharacterized. The transcript is spliced from 4 exons. The record is from RefSeq and is a predicted model, not a curated record. Gene Ontology annotation, cellular component: cytosol. Lineage: Eukaryota; Ciliophora; Oligohymenophorea; Peniculida; Parameciidae.
AUGAUAACGACAGCAUCCUAAAAUAUUACUAGCUCGAUAUAGGAGAAGUUGAUGGAGGAACGCAAGAGAUUGAUAACCUCGUUUGAAUAAAAAUUCUUAGGUGAAGAAUAAGCACGCUCAGCAUAAUAUGCAGACCAAGCAACCUAUAAUGGAUAGAUGAAUGAAAAGCAAAAUAAAUAGGGAGUAGGAAAAUACUUAUUCCCAAAUGGAGAUGUGUACAUUGGACAGUGGUCUAACGAUCUGUUCAAUGGAGAAGGCGUUUAUCUGUUCAAUAAUGGAGAAAGAUAUGAGGGGCAUUUAUUGAAUGGCAAAAAGCAUGGAGUUGGAAUCUAUUAUUAUGCCAAUGGUAAUAUGUAUAACGGAGAAUGGAUCAAUGAUUUGAAACAUGGAAAAGGCAAAUAUACCUAUUACUUGUAAGGGGAAUCUUACGAUGGCGAAUGGCAAUAUGGAGAAAGACAUGGAAGAGGAGUCUACCUCUACUCUCUUGGAGAUAGAUAUGAUGGGCUUUGGGAGCGAGGACUCAAAUGGGGUAGAGGAACUGUGGAGUUUGCAUCUGGAGCAAGAUAUGAGGGUUAGUUUGCAAGUGACAAAGCAACCGGAUAGGGAACUAUGAUAUAUGUUAACAAUGACAAAUACGAAGGGCAAUGGAAUGAUGGGUUGAAGCAUGGUUAUGGCGUAUAUACUAUGGCUGAUGGAUCUAGAUAUGAGGGCAAUUGGGUGAAUGAUGAAAGGGAAGGGUAAGGGCUCUUUCUCUAUGCAUCAGGUGAUAAAUAUGAAGGCAUGUAUAGCAAAAAUGUGAAGAGUGGAUAUGGAGUUUAUGUUGCUUCAAAUGGAGAUCGAUAUGAAGGUGAAUGGGCUAAUGAUAAAAGGUAGGGGAAUGGUACACUCUACAUGGCCAAUGGAGAUAAAUAUAUUGGAGAAUGGAAGGAAGGUGAGAAGUCUGGCAAGGGAAUCUACUAUUUUGCACAUGGAGAUACUUACGAUGGUUAUUGGUUGGGUGGAAUGAGACAUGGAUUUGGUAAAUAUUCAUGGAGCAUAGGUGAUUAUUAUGAGGGAGAAUGGAGGUUUGAUAAAAUGAAUGGUAAAGGAAAAUUUAAAGGAGCUGAUGGUUCAGAAUAUGUUGGAGAGUUUUCAAAUGACAAUAAAGUAAAUUGA